Penaeus monodon (black tiger shrimp) is the source of this 5859-nucleotide messenger RNA. RefSeq names its product fat-like cadherin-related tumor suppressor homolog. The transcript has 10 exons. Gene Ontology annotation, biological process: homophilic cell-cell adhesion. Lineage: Eukaryota; Metazoa; Arthropoda; Malacostraca; Decapoda; Penaeidae. Gene Ontology annotation, cellular component: membrane. The record is from RefSeq and is a predicted model, not a curated record. Gene Ontology annotation, molecular function: calcium ion binding. Bases 148 to 3948 code for a protein of 1266 amino acids.
UCGACCCUCAGUCAGGACACGUGUCUGUAGCUGGACCGCUCGACAGGGAGACCGUCUCAUCCUACAACUUGGAGGUGAUUGCCCUGGAUCAUGGCAUUCCUCAGCGGUCCGGCUCGGUCAUGCUGAACAUCGAGGUCAGCGACGCCAAUGACAAUCCUCCUGUGUUUGUCGAGACCAACCAUACUGCUUAUGUUCAGGAGGACAAACCAGUCAACCAUCUGGUCUUCAAGUUCGACAUCAUUGACAAUGAUGACGAAGCCUCUGGUAAUGGUAGGCCCUUUCACCUUUGAGAUUCGGAAUGGGAAUGAAAACAACGAAUUCCGGAUGACUCAGGAUGGACACCUGCGCACCGCUACGAAGUUCAACCACAUGGUCAAGGCAGACUACCAUUUGCUCAUAAGGGUGUAUGACAAUGGGCGUCCCCCACUCUUUGCAGAGACAUGGAUUGACGUCAAGAUCAUCGAAGAGUCUCGCUACCCUCCGAUGGUACUCCCUCUCUACGUGACAGUAUUUGUCCACACAGGAGACUACUUUGGUGGUGUCCUUGGCAAAAUCAAAGCUGCAGAUGAGGACCCAUAUGACACACUCACGUACUCUGUUAUAUCCAGCCACAACGGAGGAACCUCUAGGUACUUCUCCAUUGACCCCCGUGACGGCACUCUGUCUUCUGUGGGCGGUUUGGAUGAGGGAUCCUACACCGUCAACAUUUCAGUAACAGAUGGGAAGUUCACAACCAUUGGUCAAGCAGAGACUGAUGUUAUUAAUAUUAGUGAUGAAAUGGUAGAGAACGCUGUCAUUGUGCAACUGGGAGGGGCAACUGCAGAGGAGUUCCUUCUGUCCUACAAGCGCAGUUUUCACAGAGGUAUCAAGAACCUCAUGAAUGUAAAGUCGAGGGACGUCAUCAUCCUCAGUCUCCAAAACAGCCACACAAGAACCAGACGAGAUGGCAAGAAGAAAGUGAGCAAAGGAAAAUAUGGAACUGCAGCUGAUCUUGAUGUGUUAUUUGCUGUAAGGAAGAAUGGAGGUGCUUUCUACCCAAGGAGCCUGGUUCGUAAGAAGGUCACCUCUGGUCAGCAGACAUUGGAAUCGGUGCUUGGACUGCAGGUGAUAGGUGUGGUGGAAGAUGAGUGCACAGAAGAUACCUGCGAAAAUGGUGAGUGCAGGGAACAAGUGGUGCUGGAUGACAGCCAGGUUGCCAUUGUAACAGAUACUAAGAGCUAUGUAUCUCUGCACCACCGCCAUGAGUCAAAGUGUGUCUGCCCCAUUGGCUUCUCUGGUGCCCGUUGUGAGAUUGUCAUCAACGAGUGUGCACACAACCCAUGCCCUUCAUUCAAGAUAUGUGAACCAGAUAGUUCAAGACUUGGAUAUAUAUGUGUUUGCCCAGAAGGUUUGGUUGGUGCCACAUGCAGCUUGAACAAGACCAGCUGCAUAGGGAGAGACACUAAUCCGGAAUGUUACUCUCCUGUCUCCCCCUUGUCAUUCCGAGGCAAAAGCUAUACACAAUACUCCCUCAGAAACCCAAUUGAGCGACACUUCUCCUUCUCUCUCUGGUUCCGCACACUGCAUCCAUCUGGGAAUUUGAUGUUCACCGCUGGAAGAAUUGAUUAUAGCAUCCUGGAGCUUGAGGAAGGGGAAGUCAGGUACAGGUGGGACUUGGGGAGUGGAGAAGGCCUUGUAACUGUAUCAUCUGUUCGAGUAGAUGAUGGGCAGUGGCAUCAUGUAGGUUUAGAGCGGUUUGGCAACACGGCUGAAGUGACGGUUGAUGGCCAGUUCAGGGAACAAGGAGCCUCCCCUGGUUCAUCAGACCUUCUCAAUCUUGAAACCCCACACCUGUACCUUGGAGCAGAAGUGAGACCAUGGGCAGGAGCCCAGGACCCACGGCAAGGGAUGGUUGGUUGCAUUGAUGACCCUAGAGUGGAUGAUACCCCCUUACCUCUGACUCAUCAGGCAACCACCAAGGUGGCAUCACUUACCCGCCUGGCCCACGUGGUGCAACACUGCCAGUCUGAGUUACAGCCUCCAGGUGUCUGUGGUGCUCACCCCUGUCUUAAUGGUGGCACUUGUGAAGAACGCGGUGCAUCCUUCAUUUGCCAGUGCCAUCCCCGUUUCCUUGGGUCACGUUGCGAGCUGGACUCCAAUCCUUGUGCUUCCUCACCUUGUUUAAACAAUGGCCACUGUGUCAACAUUGAAAACACUUACAGAUGUGAAUGUCCAGCUCGUGUGUCAGGCCCUCGCUGCCAGUACAUGUAUUGCAACCCUAAUCCUUGUCUGAACAGAGGAACUUGUGAGGAGGGUAUUUCUGGCCCAAUUUGCAAGUGCCGUGGGUUCACUGGAGCCUACUGUAAUAUUGACAUCAAUGAAUGUGCCAAGAACCCCUGUCUGAAUGGCGGCAGCUGCAUCAACACGUAUGGGAGCUUCCGAUGCAUGUGUCCAGGAAAUGCUACAGGGACUUACUGUGAUGCUGUCAGAGGAACACUGAUCGAUAUUGGAAUGGAGGAGAUCAUCUACAUAGUCAUUGGCAUAGUAUCAGUCAUCAUUCUUGGCCUGAUCAUUGUCUUAGCAAUGCACUGCCGAGAGAGGAGAGCUGCUCGCAGAAGACAGUUGAUAGAGCAGACAAACCAUGUUAUCCUGAAACCCAAAAAUACAGACAAUCAUAACAUCUACAAGAGAAAUUCUAAGAUGAGCAAUCUGGAAGCCUCACAGAAUCCGCACGGUUGCACGCCUCGCCCCGACUCCUACCCCACUAGUCCUAGUGAACCUGCGUACAUGCCGCUAAACAACUUUGACACCAUCCGUAGCUACGGCUCAGCUGGGGAUGAGCUAGAGAACCUUCCACAGUACUCCCGGGACUUUGUUCAAAACAUAUCCAAGCCCAACAGCCUCCACCAUCACCAUCACCUCCACACCCCCCAGAUUAACCCUCUUGGGACCCCCCGGGGCUCCACCCUGGGCUCCACCAUGGGCUCCACCCUGGGCUCACCAGGAUCCACUUUGGCAGCAGAUACAGACAGUUUGCAUAAACCGUGGAAGGAUGCACUUGCACAUAAUCUGAAGGACACCUACUAUGAGAAUGCCAAGAUCCAAAAUGAUGUAAAGUUCCGUCAGGGUGAGUACAUGAGCCUCAAGAAACUAAGUGUUGAUGGCAGCACCAGGGAUGAUGCUAGUGUGCGGUCUGGGGCCUCAAUGGACGAUCUGCCAGGCUACCAUUGGGAUUGCUCGGAUUGGGCGCGACCCUCCCAGAACCCACUUCCCAACAUCAUGGAAGUUCCCGGAGGAGAAGUGAGAGAUUCCUCCUCAUACCAUUCCAAUGAGUCUAACGAAUCUAUAGUAGUGAAGCCAGCAGAAAAUCAGCCUUUGAUGCCCCCAGUGGAGGGCCCAGUAGAUCCUGGUAGAGAUAUGGAGACCUUGCCAGCAGAUGAGCUUGUAAGUGAGUGUGGUACUGAAUUCGAGCUUGAGUCCCGACCUGACCUAGAUACCUCACAAUUACUCGACCCCAAUUCUGACGCAGGGGCCGAGUCUGACACUUCACUCUUCAUUCCCCAACCUCAAAGAUAUGAAACUCACCCGAACCAGUAUCUCCCACGUUACCAAGUGGGAAGUGAAACAGAAACCGACGACGAGAGGGGGAAGUUGCUGAACACACUUGAUGAUCCCUACAGUGUAGUCUACAGGCCUCCACCAAUCAACCAUCUCCCAGAGGACCGCGAUGGUGCCACAUACUCUCCUUACAGAGUUCGGAGCAAUCGCAGGCAUGACACCGUUAAACGCUUUAGUGAAUUUGGAGCAGAUAUAUCCGUGAUUUCUGGCAUGGAAGACGAAGAGGAAGGAGCCUCCUUGUGGGGUGGUGCAGCAUCCAAUACAUCUGCAUCUGACCUGGACAAUGUCUGUGAUAUUGAGGACUCAGAAGUCAACUCGGAGUUUGAGAAUGACGACAAAAUUAAGAAAUAGAUUUGAUGGAUCGCUAGAUUUAAAAAAAAACAAAAUGGGAGAAAAAAAAAAAAUCCAAGUGAAAGCGCACAAAUAGUUUAAACCAAGGAAAGAUGUACAGUUGUCUUCAAAAAGUACUUUUAGGAAUAUGACUGAAAAAUGGAAAAGAAAAGGAUAUUUUAGGGCAAUGGUAUUCUCAUUAGUGUCUGUGGAAAUGUGUCAAGUGGAUUCUUUUGUGAAUUACAGCUGCCAUUUCUUAGUGCCUGUAAGCUGACUAAGGUUAAAUAGGGAUUCCUUUUAAGUGUUAUGUAUAUCUUCCAGUGUGCCUAAAAUCCAAGGUUUUCAAUGAUACACGAGGACAUAGAAAGGGUUCCAGAUAUUUUCUGAAGUGAACCUGAAUUUUGAUUUCCUUGGGCAAAGUGCCAAUUUCUAUCAAAGUUUCCAAAAGAGAAAAUCUAGACAAGUGUGUGGUAUAGAUGCAUUAUACUUUAGUCAAUAGCACUGGAGAUGAUAGAAGUUUGUCUGCGAACAAGUGACAAGAUGUCUCCCUUGAUUAUUUAGAUUCUCAAGGCUAUUGGUGCUACUCUGAACUGCGCGACUCAUGCCAGCAGAUGGAUCAGUCUGCUAGUACUUAGAAGUCGCCUGUGUAAAACAGUGACUGUAAAUAAGUACUGUAAAUAUAAAAAAAAAAAAGUGGUCAUUGUAAAUAAUUUCCAAAAUGUGUUCCACAGAAUGUUUAUAUUUUUUCCAGUGUGAACUGACAGGGUUAGAUUCUUCAGGUAAGGUGUCAAGCUGCCUGUGAAGAUUCUUGGUAACUAACCAGUCACAGAUUGGGCUGAAUGACUGACUAGUCCAUGUUAGAAAUAGGUAAUAUGUAAUGCAUUUUUUGCAUUUCAUUGUAUCAUUAUUGGUACUACAUUUUGGUAUUUUAGAUUCAUUUAUAUGUCUCAUUUUAUCACUGACUCCUUAUUUCAUUAUUCAUAGGACGAUAGAUUAAAAUAUGAUUUGUGUUUACACAAAGUCAUUGGAGAUUUUUCUUUUCUUACUGUAACGUAUGUGAAAUGUUUAGAAACUAUUAAUUGUAUUUAUUUUAAUAGAACUGAUUGCAUUUAAAAUGGAAGACUUCCCUCCUGUUUAAGGUGGCAGUUUCUUGUGUCCUUAAGUGUCCUUGUGCAAAGAGCAUAGGAGAGAGUUGGUGUUGUGGCCAGGCAGUGCCGGAUGCCCAUCUAGCCGUAGCGGGGUUUGUCCUGCAGUUGCCAUGACGACCUGGAAUGAUGCUUGUUGCUAAACUUGAUUAACAUGAAUUGAGCAGCUUUUAUAUAUAUACAUAUAUAUAUAAAUAUAAACUUUUAAAAAUAUUACUUCAGUAAUUUUUAUGUAUUUUAUUGACAAUGAUAUAUUAAUUAAUCCAAUCAAGCAUAGACAAUUCUCCAAAACUGCUUCCCAAAACAGGCUUCCUCCAUAACCAAGGAACGUUUUUGUAAACAUAAUUGAAUAUUCAAAUUGCAUUACUUGUACGUUGGAACUGGAGAUGUAAGUUCACCUCUUUUAUUUACUCAGUUUGACAUGUGACAUGAUCAGUAAAACAAGUUUUUUUUAAUGUUAUCAAUAUUAAUCUAUUUUGUUUCUGGAACUAACAAAGAAACCCCUGUUUAUAAUAUCGAAGGACUGAUUACUGACCAUGUCAUGAACAUUGUGCUUUGCAAUCCUACCAGCUGUCAUAUCCUCUGUACCAUUCCGUUCCUGAUAGGUUAUUGUACUAACCGAAGUACUUGUGAUAAUAGCUAUACUCUGUAGAGGAGGGAUUCAUAUUUUUAAUGUGAACUAAUACAGGAGUAACGGUUAUAUUAAAACAGUUUUAUGAAUAAUUGUAUGGUUGCUUUGGCAGCUAUUGUUUUAUACAGAUUUUGUAAAUAAACUUGUAAUAACUUG